Salpingoeca rosetta is the source of this 1092-nucleotide messenger RNA. RefSeq lists its product as uncharacterized. The transcript has 3 exons. The coding region runs from base 64 to 1092 and encodes 342 amino acids. NCBI's taxonomy places the organism in Eukaryota, Choanoflagellata, Craspedida, Salpingoecidae. The record is from RefSeq and is a predicted model, not a curated record.
ACAACAACAACAACAACAACAGCAGUCAAUACACAACAAGCACAAGACACACGCACUCUCUCCAUGAUGACAACACGAGAAGCGUGGCUCGGGUGUGUGCGGCGGUCCUGCGCCCGUCGGCGGCUGGUCGUGCUUGUGGCGGUGGUGUUGGGGGUGACGGCGACGGCGAUGCCACGGAGCGAAGCGCAGGCAAUGAACGUGCAUGCCUGCACGCAACAGUUUGUGUUGUCAGUGUCCACGGGAAGGACAGGGAGCACGCUGCACAUGCAGGCGCUGAGCGCAUUCCAAUCCACGUUUGCCAUCCCGGAGCCAUUCCGCUACUGGCGACAGCACCCAGAGGCAACGGACUCGCCAUCCUACAUGGAUCUCUUCAGCUGCAACUUCCUCAAGCACGACGGGCUCACACGGCGGGUGUUCUGGGUGUAUGCGUGCUCGAAUAACCGUGUCAUCGCCCACGACAAGGAGCUGCUCAAGCGCUGCAAGCGAAGCGAGUUGACGGCGGCUGACCGCGCACUCCUCUUUGAUGUGUGCGCCCGCGCGUGUGUCAAGAUUGUCAAGACCAUCCGCUUCACAUCCUUCCCACUCACAGACGACGAUGCACAGCAGCUGCAGCUCCUCGGCCACCUCCACAUGGUCCACCUCGUCAGGCAGCCGUGGAACGCUGUGGUGUCCAAGCACAAGAGCGGGUGGAGGUACGAUCCAACGGAGGAAGGCAUCGGUGGCGCAUUGAGAUCAGAGUGCAAGAACAUGCUGCAGACAACGGAGAUUGCACACGGCAUUGCCGCCCCACCCAUGCUCACGCUGUGGCACGAGGACCUGGUCAGCAACAUGACUGCGUCACUCACCUUCAUCUUGGGCCAGCUGCGCUGGAACAAGAACGUCAUCGAUCACACCGCGCCCGCGCUAGCCAACCACCUCAGCAAGCACGAGUUUGCCGCCUUGCACCGCAAGCACCUCAAGCCACUCAACGUCACUCAGGAGCAGGCGCUCACGUGGAUCAAGAACAGGCAGGCCACCCUCAACCAAGCCGACCCUUGCGUUGCUGCGUACAAGGCAUUCAACUACGCAUAUCCGGAGGAGAGGGUGGGCUGA